AUAUCACAGAUAUUUAGCAACAACGAACUUAUAUACUUCUUCGUUGUUUUCAUCUUUGCGGAAAAGAUGAUGGUCACGAAAACAUGGCGGCCAAGCAGGGACUUGCUUUUUCAUGACAAGCCUCACUGGCCAAACAGUCCAUAUGCUUGCCUUGUCUCACCGAUAGCCGUAGCUGGUUACCCUAUACUACAGUUUUCCAAACAAAACACUUGCAGAUGAUUGACAUUUGACGUGUAAAAAAGAAAUUAAUCGUUUUCGGGCUGAAAAGUUUGCGAAGCCAUCCGCCGACAUAAUGUCGUUUUUCAUGCUUCCCAGUACCGUAGAAUAUGCUUGCGUUUGUGGGCUGCUGAAUCCGCUUACCAAGCUCUACUUCUGCCGUUACUGCUUGAAGCUCCGAUGUGGAUACUGCGUUUGUCAUGAGGUUGAUUCCCAUUUCUGUUCCAACUGUCUGGAGAAUAUUCCUUCGUCGGAAGCGAAAAUUCGAAAAAAUCGGUGCAACACGUGCUUUAACUGUCCAAGCUGUCAGCAUACGCUUUCAGUUCGUGCUUCUAGCGCGACGGUUGCCGAACCUCCUGCUUCCGGAGCAGAUGAUGUUAAAAAAGCAUCUACACCAGAACCCAGUGCUGUUUCUGGAAAGCAGGUUACACGUAAGAUGUACUAUCUAGCCUGCUUGAACUGUCGCUGGAGUUCGCGGGAUGUCGGCAUUCCGGAUCAGACCGUAGCCACCGGGCAGUGGCCAGAACCGGAGUAUUCAAGUGCAACGAGAUUCGCGCUUCUACUGGAACAUUAUCAAUCGGUAGUUUUACACGAAAAACAAGAAAAGCAAGAAUUGUGGCGUCGCAAAACACCAAAGCAAAGCAAGUUUCCCAGUUUAACCGAUCGAACCGGUUUGACGGUUUCGAUGAUACGUCGUCAGAUGGGAUGGUCCGACAGUAAAACACAGAUUAAGGCAACCCCGUCGCCGAUUAAUCGAUCCGUUGCAAGCGAACAAGUAGACGAACUCCCGGCGGAGCUUCUGACUAAAGAAAUCAGUCUGAAGAACAUCACAACUCUUCAGCAACGUUUGGCACAACCAGCCAAACAACCGUUCACGGUAAAUAAGCUAUUUCCACAGCACAAACUGCUGUCGAUUAAACGCUCUCUGCGUUGCCGACAAUGCGAUCACAAUGUUAUCAAAUCGGAAUACAAUCCGAGUUCGAUCAAGUAUCGAAUUGCGAUGUUUGCUUCUUAUCACGUUCCGGAAGUGCGGUUUGUAAAGUGCGACCCGCUUGCGAUGGGCCAAGAUUCCGUUCUGUUGUUGAAGAUUGUCAAUCCAACCAUAAAUGACAUGACCAUAACGAUUAUGGAACUGCCUACCGAAACGGAAGAGCAGCUGAUGAUUGAAGAGCUGAAAAUCGCUGCGGAAAACAGUACCUCUUCCUCGUUGGUCAUCAGCGGGCUGAGCACCAGCUUGGCAAAGCAAGCAAAUCUGCUGGAGGAUCCCCGGAUGGUCGCACAGAAAGUUAACGGAAGCUUUCGAUUGCCCGAUUCAUCGUUUGUCAUACAUCACCGGGACGACUCGGCCGAGUUUGACGAGGUGAUUCAGUCGCAGCAGGAGGAUCCAAGAUUCAUAAUUUGGCGGAAGGCGAACCAAGUGGCACUCAAACUGGCAGUUCAACCGAACGAAGGUUGCGUCGCGGGUGAAGAAAUUUGUAUCGGCUUUUCGCUGCAGUAUACCUACGUAAAUACAGUUUCUGAUAAGAGCAACACUCCAACGAAAGGACCACAGAAACAAGCACUCACAACCAGAAUCUACAUCAAACUUGGAAAGCUAAUCGCUUCAGCUUAAAACUCAUUGAUCAUUAACCGUUAAUUAUUUAUCCAACCGAAAGCUUCAAUAAAGUUUCUAUCAUCAAACAAA
Malaya genurostris is the source of this 1900-nucleotide messenger RNA. It is a transcript of the gene DCTN4-p62, whose product is annotated as dynactin subunit 4. Lineage: Eukaryota; Metazoa; Arthropoda; Insecta; Diptera; Culicidae. The record is from RefSeq and is a predicted model, not a curated record. Gene Ontology annotation, cellular component: dynactin complex. Bases 293 to 1828 code for a protein of 511 amino acids. The transcript is spliced from 3 exons.